Molecule: messenger RNA, 2509 nt
Organism: Pseudo-nitzschia multistriata
Lineage: Eukaryota; Bacillariophyta; Bacillariophyceae; Bacillariales; Bacillariaceae
Source: the annotation of a GenBank genome assembly
AUAGUAGGUACGAGUACCCUACCUGGUACGGCAGCAUGCUGGGAUGGAGUCCAUUUUGUUGCAGCACUGCAAAAUCAAACUUGAAAUUGUUAGUGGAGGCUGAGGCAAUCAUAGUUGUACCAUUAGCCACCAACAAAACCAAUCCGAGUUCAUCUUGAACCAGAAUGGCGACAUACCAUUAUGCAAAUGAAGCGGAGCCGCCGCAAUUUCGUUCGACCGAUCACCGAGGCCCGCCACCCCCCUCUACGCCCUACCUUACGAAAAAGCUACUUACGAUGGUAACAUCCAGUGAAAAGCGCCAGCCUCGAUCUUCUCCGGCUUCUCCCGCUGAUAGCAUUGCGGAAGCCAUGAAGAACGACUUGGAAGAACUGGUUGGAUAUAUUGAUAAUUUGGCCUUUGAUCACGCGAACGAGACGGCGAAUAUCGCGGAAGCAGCGAGGACCCCGGCCAUGAACAAGCAGCUUUUUUCCGGAGAAGACCACCCACCCUUCGCAUCUCGUCCCAGAGAAAGGACGAGCGGUGGCAAGAACGUCUUUCGCGAUCGAACGAAUCGGUUCGGUGCGACCACUAGCCAGGCGACCACCGGAAACAAACUCGGAGGCAGUCUCAAAGUGGUGGGAACUGCUCUGGAAGAUCGAUCCUCGUCUUCCGUCCGCCUCGUGGCGUCGGUGGCAGAGCAACCGAUCACGGCGGACCCGGUUGGAACCCCGCUAACGCGCCAGGAACCUGCCGGAAGCCCUCCGCCACAGGAAGCCUCCUUGUACUUCCACGACGAGUCGCUGUCUCUGAUUUUGUCCGACAGCGAAGACACAAACGAUGGCAUUUUCGACAGGAGCCGCCCGGAAUCCGAGGCACCAAAGCGCGGACGAUGCACGAAGGAUACGGAACGGUCACCCAGGCUCUUGUCGGCCUUGCAACACGAUGGGUUUGUUUCGACGCCCACCCGCGCCAAAACGAUCUCGUUUCGGGCCGUUUCGAAGGACCCAACUCCUUCCAAGCCGGCGCCCUCCACCUCGGUCCUCGACACGAUGGGCAACGGCACACUGGACUCGUUGCGCGAAAGCAGCAACAUUUUCGACUCGGAAGAAAGCCCAUCGGACCCUUUUAGCGCCGCACGACACAGCGACUUGAAGGCAAGGAGGGGAACUCCCCAUCCUCGCCGUGUUUUUGACCGUUUGGGACGAGAGAGUUUGGACCGAAAAGGGAACGAAUGGUGGCGUGCGCGCCCCGUGCCGGCCGAGAACACCGCGGCAAGAUCCAUUUCCUUUCUUCCCGACGCAAAGGACGAUGAAUUUGCAGCCGAGGAAAACGGGAGCAAAUCAUUGCACUGGGGAGCGGAUGUUACCACCCCUCUUCCGCAUCGGCGUGAUACAGUGAAAGGGACUCCUCACCCGUUCGGCCGACGAAGUGAUUCCAGCGAUGCGGAUGAGCAUCUGGGUGAGAACGAUAAUUACAUGCAAAAAUCGGGUUUACAGCGCACCGUGCCCGAAACCCCAUUGGCGAAUCCAAAUACACUUAAGAACCUGGUGCUGACAAGUCCCGAAAGUGCGAGGAAACUUUUGAAAGAGGCCAUAACAGCCCUAAAGGAAGCCCGUGAAGAAAGAGAUGCGGCACGCGAGUGGGCAAGCAAUACCAAGGAAUCCGUCCUAAAAUGGGCAGAAAACCAGAGACAAUUGAUACGCACCGAAUCGGCACUGAGUAACUCUACUCCGAUCUCCUCCGAGUUUGCACAGCAACAGCAAUAUCAAACCUUCGAAACCUUGAUCGACAAUUUACGUAGUGAAAUCGAAGCCUCCAAGUCCAGCACAGAAGCUCAGCUUGAAACAAUGCGAUUGAAACAAGACGUGAAAAUUCAAGAACUGUCGCGUCAGCUGUCUGAUGUCAAGGAUAAAUUAUAUCGUUCCACAGAGGGGAAAGAGAUUGCCGGUUGCAACGAAUGCAAACAAUCCCAAAAGACCACCAAAUAUACCAAUGUUGAUGCACCAGGUUCAAUUCACAAGACUCCUCAAAACAACACAGCCGGGUUAACUCGCACUGCCAGUCGCUCCGAGAGAUCUAGUGGUUCUUCUCGCGGGAGUCAUCGCACUCGUCGGGCGACGCCAAACGGUGGCCAUUUGAUCGAUUACGGAAACGGUGUCACGAAAGAAAUCCAUCCGGACGGAACGACGGUCACCAGGUUCAAGAACGGGGACGUCGAGACGCGCUUUCCUCCCAAUUCUUCCACUGCCUCCUCUCCUUCGGCGUCGGCGAUGAUGGCAUACUAUCACUGCACAGAAGAGGUCCUGAAAAUCACUCUGCGGGAUGGGUCUGUCUUGUACGAAUAUGCAACGGGCCAGGUGGAAAGGCACUGUGCCAGUGGUGUCAAAAUCAUUCGGUUCCCCGAUGGAACGAAAACAAUCGUGUAAAACACAUCUGAGUGGCAUGGUAUGAAUUUUUGAUUUCUUUGGCACUUUGCACGUAUUUCAAACAGCAUUUGGACAGGGGGUUCCAAUAGCCUGUAAACAUAUUU